Molecule: messenger RNA, 1227 nt
Organism: Cephus cinctus (wheat stem sawfly)
Lineage: Eukaryota; Metazoa; Arthropoda; Insecta; Hymenoptera; Cephidae
Exons: 1
Coding region: 1-1227 (408 amino acids)
Biological process (GO): proteolysis
Molecular function (GO): aspartic-type endopeptidase activity
Source: RefSeq, a predicted model, not a curated record
AUGUUGCACAACAAAGUGAAGGAGAUGUACAACAGGAGAUCCUGGCUUGCCAAACCACUAGACCGCCUCCUUUCAACAAAAAUAAUCUUAGGGCUAGCACUCAUGGAAAUGGAAUUUGAGGAAGAACGGAUCACCAGCGAUCGAACCAAGUUUAGGCGCAUAGCGCUGGCACUAGACGCACAAGUGGUCGAGCAAGUCUCAGACCUGAUAACCGAUCCUCCAGAGAACGACAGGUAUUCGAUUUUAAAGAACCGACUACUUGCUAUUUUUGGUGAGUCCGAACGUGCUAGAUGGCAUAAACUUCAAGAACUAGAAUUAGGAGAUCAGAAACCGUCAAUGCUUCUGAACUCCAUGAGGCGACUCGCAGGAGACCAGCUUGGAAAUGAUGCACUGCAGAAUAUGUUUCUGGAUAGAAUGCCAGAUUACAUUAGAAUCCUCCUGUCCGCUGAACCAGAUACAAAGUUGGAUAAACUCGCAGGUCGAGCGGAUCACAUGAUGGAUGCUGCAAGAAUGCAGGUAGCACUCAUCUCAACGGAGGCCACUUUUAAGGAACACAUUGAAGCUUUCAACAGAAGACCGCAGCGCGUUGUCAACACACGAGCAAACUGGCAAUCUGCGCCUUCAAAUAAAGGCAAGUGCAAUGAUCGUUCAGGUUAUGUCUGCUUCUAUCACCGUAGGUUUGGAUACAAAGCCCGCAACUGUGAGGGCAACUGCGCUUUCAAACAAAGACAGCCAGUCGCAAUAAGAGCACUAAGUGAUGGUUCUACAUCCAAUCGCCUCACCAUCAGUGACAAGAUCAAUCGGUUAUGCUUCCUAAUCGACACCGGAGCAGAAAUCUCAGUCCUGCCAAAAAAGUACUGCAAGGGAUUCAGCAAAGAAACAAACUACAAGCUGCAUGCGGCUAACGGCACACCUAUCAAGACGUUUGGCAGCAGAGUUCUGACCCUUGAGCUAGGACUACAGAAACCUUACCUUUGGGAGUUCUGCGUGGCUGAUGUGGAGCAACCCAGCAUUGGGGCAGAUUUUCUAGAAAGCCACAAUCUUACAGUAGACCUCAAUAACCGACGCCUGAUGAACAUGGUCUCACUUCACCAAGCAACUGGGAAAGUAGCUCAACAAUCUACACACAUAGCUGCUAUUCGCAAAAACAAUCAAAUACACCGACUCUCGGCUCAGUCUCCAGAGAUUACAACUCAAAGGAAAGCGUAUGUCCGAGGCAAGCAAUAA